Messenger RNA from Brassica napus (rape), 1227 nucleotides. RefSeq lists its product as uncharacterized. The record is from RefSeq and is a predicted model, not a curated record. NCBI's taxonomy places the organism in Eukaryota, Viridiplantae, Streptophyta, Magnoliopsida, Brassicales, Brassicaceae. Bases 216 to 980 code for a protein of 254 amino acids. The transcript has 2 exons.
UUACACUAAUAUACACUUCAAUUCACUUUACGAUAAUAAAUAUCCAUCCAAAUUUUGGUAGUAAUAAAGUACGUUACCGUGAUUCGAAACUGUGUCAAUACUAAUAACAUUAUUUUAAUCAAAAUAAAAAAAAAGGAUAAAACCCAACCGCUCCGAGCGAUAUUUCAAAGUCUUCGCACGAAUGCACAGUUUCUCUUUCAUUCAAUUCGACUUCAAUGGCGAAAACCGAUAAGAGAUCCCGAGAAAGAAACGGGCCUUCUUCGUAUUUUCUAGGAUGUUUUGGAUUUUCCCGUAAAAUAUACUCCGACAAGGGGAUGGUUGAGACGGACAAGGGUGGUGAGAUGAAUACGAAGAUGAAGAAGAAGAAUAAGAAGCCAAGUCGGUGGCUUCUAUGUUCUAAGUUUCGCUCGAAGAACAGAGAGAUCAAACCGGCGCCCAUCGAGGAAACGGAGAAACAGACUUUGAGUGUGGAACAUGAAACUGAUAAGAAGAAACUUGUCCCGCUGAUAAGUCGUACGGCUGAUGAUAAGACCGCCUUGAAUCAUGAAACAAGAGAGACAAAACCGAAGGACUUACAAGUCGUAACUACCGACCGAUCAAAACCCACUGAGCCUUCCUCCAGAAGAGACACGUGUCCUGAACGUAUAUCCAACUCAACCCGUUACGGGAAACUCGACAUGAAACCGUCUCGGGAGAAAAACGGGCCACGGGUCGAAAAGUUUGACCCGGUGAUUGGUAUUUCAGUCAUUGUAUUGACGCUGGUGAUUAUGCUAGUUUGGGGUCGGCUCUGUGCGAUUCUAUGUACAUCCGCUUGGUGUUACUUUCUGCCUCGUCUUAGAGACGCAGCCGCGUUAGCAAAACGCAAACGCAGCGGUAGCGACGGUUCUUCGUGUGUGCCUGAUUUGAAUUCAGAGUCGUAUAAAAGAAAAGUCGUUAUGGACGGGUUUCUUGGCCGGCAAAAUCGCGUUUCAUUGUCGUGACGAUCUCUCUUUUUUUUUUAAAUAUGUUUCUAUAUUAUAAUGGGGUUGGUCAAAUAUUUUUUUUGUUUUCUUAAGCAAAACAGUGUAUCCGUUUAAUAACGAUGAUUGAUCGAUUGUGAAUGGAUACAUUAAGUGGAUAGUAUAUUAUCCGUGGUUUUUUGGAAGUCAAUAUUUAGCAGCCGUGGUCGUUACUCUAGAGUGUUCGUUGUACUCACUACACAAAAUAAUUUUUAUAAGUGUUUCUGUC